AUGGCUCACCAGCGAGUUCACACCAGCGAGCGGCCGUUCACGUGCUCAGACUGUGGGAAGGGAUUCACAUUGUCAUCUCACCUAAUGAGACACCAGACAGUUCAUACUGGGGAGCGACCGUUCACCUGCCCAGAAUUCAGCAACAAGCCGAUUCGCCAAGUGUUCUCCUCCUACCUCUCGGCGAUACAUCAGACUCCGGCGGCAGGGGACGCUUCAGAAGCGCCCCCAACUUCCCUCGGAGGGAAGCGGAAAGAAAUCAAAAAGCGGGACAUUUACUUUGAGGUUUAUCCCGCCGAGGAAGCGGGGGAGACGAUCUCUCGGCUGUUUCGCCUGUACUAUUGGGUGUAA
This is a messenger RNA of Hypanus sabinus (Atlantic stingray), 348 nucleotides long. RefSeq names its product zinc finger protein CKR1-like. Gene Ontology annotation, molecular function: DNA-binding transcription factor activity; RNA polymerase II cis-regulatory region sequence-specific DNA binding. Gene Ontology annotation, biological process: regulation of transcription by RNA polymerase II. NCBI's taxonomy places the organism in Eukaryota, Metazoa, Chordata, Chondrichthyes, Myliobatiformes, Dasyatidae. The transcript is spliced from 2 exons. The coding region runs from base 1 to 348 and encodes 115 amino acids. The record is from RefSeq and is a predicted model, not a curated record.